Messenger RNA from Pseudo-nitzschia multistriata, 2625 nucleotides. NCBI's taxonomy places the organism in Eukaryota, Bacillariophyta, Bacillariophyceae, Bacillariales, Bacillariaceae. The record is from the annotation of a GenBank genome assembly.
AAUAAAAGGGAAGCUCUGUGUAGACAUUCCAGCUUUACGUCACAAUAAGGAAAGUUACUCAGUCAUCGUAACCAACAAACUGAAAAAGCAAUAGGUAAAAAAAUUUAUCUGAAAACGAAAACAUUUCGAAGCGCAGAGCGGACGAAUCAAAGUAAAUGUCAGAAGCGAUCACCGAUACGAKCAAAGGAGGUGGGACGGUGGUCGAAAUCGUUGACGAUUCCUCCUCAUCAUCAGGAUUUCACAUUGAUACUCUUGUCAAACUUACGGAAGAUGAUCCUGAUUAUUCGUCAACCUCUGGUCAAAUAAAGAAAAAUGAUGCCACGGAGCAGCAGUUGGAUUUGGAAAGAGGUAUUGACGCCAAUUUCGCUUCUGAUAGUACUGUAGCGAAAGAGUCAGAAACAAACAAACAAGAUUGUUCUUCAACGACUCUCAAUUCUAAUCAUGAUUCCUCUGCACAGCAGCAGGAAAUUCUUCGAACCACGCCGGGAGCCUUUGCGAUCGAAAGAUUAAUAGGGGAAUCGGGAGUCGUUUCUGGACCCUCAACAGCGAUUCUUCGAACCACUCCUGAACUUCGCCAGAGCAUGAGCCUUGGUUUUCGUGUUCGAGCUCCAGACGAAACCUUGCCAACAUUGGCUCAGUCCGAGACUGCGUGCGCCCUUCUUAGCAGCCAAGAUAUUUAUCGCGAAUCGGGCGAGGAAGAACAAACCAACGUGAUAAGGGCAGUGCUCGUUAAGAAUAACACACAUAUCUACGAAGCAAGCCCCGUAGAGAGCGUGGCAGAGGACAASAYGAAGAAUAAAUGGUCCUCGAAGACAUUAUUUUUGUGUGCCGCGAGUGCCAUAUUAUUCGUGCUAGUAACAACAAUKGCGUUCGUUGUUGCAGGAAAAACCAAAGGAGAAAAAUCUAUGAAGAUGAACCCCGGUUCCACCCCAGAUCCUUUAAAGGAGAAACGGCGAGACUAUUUGCUUUCUCUUCUGGCCCCCCUUAGCGGUCCCGCAGAAGAACAGGUCUUCAAUCGGGGAAACAACACAGYUAUGUCGAUGGAUCGGAUUAAUGCUCUCAGUUGGCUUGUUGAAGACACUAGAAACAAGAUUAGUCUGACCACAGAACGGAACGAUCCAAUUACAAAUAAAUCGGUAGCAGAGCCAGUUCCGUUAUGGAAGCUUCGUCAACGGUAUGUUUUGGCUCUAUUUUAUUUUGCCACAGACGGAGUGAAUUGGGACGACCAAUAUUUCUUUCUUUCGACACAGGAUGAAUGUCAGUGGACGAAACGAUUCCCUCUAGCAAAUGGUGAAAAACAAAUGGGUGUUUCUUGCAACGACGAAGGUCGUGUCACUGGGAUCUCAUCGAGUGAGUACAUGUUGAAUGCAACGAUUAAUUGACGGCGUGCUUUGUUAUGGAAGCGUUCUAACUUCUGCGACUGCACUUCUCUUUUCUCGUACAAUAYCUGACCAUAAUGAGAAAGGAUGGAAUGGUUUGGCAGGGACAUUACCCCACGAGCUAUGUUUUCUCGMGGACACUUUCGAACAUCUCAACCUCGCCGGGGAUCUGAUGACUGGAACCAUUCCCGAGGAAUACGAGAGAUUCACGAAACUAAGGACCCUCGUGUUAGAUGACAAUUGUAUCGAUGGGACCAUACCCCAGAGUCUUCUGAGGCUGCCCACACUYACUAGAGUCAGCUUUGUGAACRCWCCUUGGCUGUCGGCGCCAAUGAAUGAAUUUUGUAACCGUMAAGAUUAUAAAGAAGGGACGAUUUCUAUUGCGGGCGACUGUUCAGGUGAAACCAAUGGAUGCGAGUGCUGCACUUGCUGCAAUCCUGACACAUUUCGAUGUACCGAUCGGGAGUCKGGAAAUUCCUGGAAUUCCUAUAAUUUGAACGCCUUUACAGAAAGGGGUUUCGUCAAGAGCUUCCGAAAAAAUACGUGUCGGACAGAAAACAGUAAGCAUUGGAUAGCAAACGAGUGCCCCUWUAUCAUCAACAGUAACACCAAUCUUGACACCAAUCGAUUCGAAGGCGAGUGCACGAAAAAUGGUGCUCAGAAAGGUGCUCAAAUAAGUCACGAUGCAUUUCUCUGGUUCUAAUCUGUCAGGCAACCAAUGACUGAGCACUUUGCAUUCCAACUGGUUUCUUUGAGCUUGAUCCGUYUGAUAGAAAACCUUUUAACUGAUCCCAUCUGAUCUCACCUCUGCCGUAGCACCUAUCAUCGACAACUGAUAACUUCGGUGUCACCCGCAUCAGUGAUUCGCAACCACAAUACGCAAACACGACGAAAUCAUAGGAUUUCACUUUCAGGAAGUCCAAGUAUUCAACUAAGUGCACUUUUCCGUUCAAAAUYUCACAGUUYUUGGUACAAAACGUGUACUCUUUGACAUCUCAACAGGAUUUAUCUGCCCUCUCGGAAGAACCCUUUGAAAUAAUGAAUCGUCCCCGAAAAGAAGGGGCAACCGGAAGCUCCGCUUCCAUAUUCAAUUCCACCCUGAUCAGUGAUUCAAAAUCAUUGCACGCAAACAAUACGGAAAGCUUGGACUGAAACGUUCAAGAAUUCAGCAAUACACACGCCUCCGUUCAAAAUAAGUAUGAUGAAUACUACUUCUAUCGUUGCAAAAUUGUAUAAUUACAACUCU